Molecule: messenger RNA, 1918 nt
Organism: Megalops cyprinoides (Indo-Pacific tarpon)
Lineage: Eukaryota; Metazoa; Chordata; Actinopteri; Elopiformes; Megalopidae
Product: transmembrane protein 222-like
Exons: 6
Coding region: 197-748 (183 amino acids)
Source: RefSeq, a predicted model, not a curated record
GCUUCUCUGUCACUUUCGUUUUUACAACAACAAAGCUUGUCCACAUUGGCAAAAAUACCGCUUCCCAUUACUACCUGGCCUUUUAAAAGACUCCCUCAAACGCGACUACAACCAGAAUCCGGAAGCGGGAUCCUUUCCCUACAGAGGGAACCGUCAGGAAGCGGAACUGAAAAAAAAACGUCAGUUGUCACUAGUGAUGGCGGAUGUGGUGGAGAUAGACACCAUGAAGAAUUACCACGGGGGCUUCGAGAAAAUAGACCAUGAUAUGAGCCGAUAUCCCUACUGUAUCGUUUGGACGCCUAUCCCAGUGCUGUCGUGGCUGUUGCCAUUUAUCGGACACAUGGGAAUCUGCACUUCCUCAGGAGUGAUUAGAGACUUCGCUGGGCCGUACUUCGUCUCUGAGGACAACAUGGCUUUCGGAAGACCGACAAAGUACUGGAAGCUGGACGUUAACAAGGUGUACGGCAGCGGCUCCAACGCGUGGGACACGGCGGUGCACGACGCUUCGGAGGAGUACAAGCACAGGAUGCACAACCUGUGCUGUGACAACUGCCACUCUCAUGUUGCCAUGGCACUCAACCUGAUGCGCUAUGACAACAGCACCUCCUGGAACAUGGUCAACCUCUGCCUGAUGUCCCUCAUCUACAGCAAGCACGUCAGCUGCGCAGCCUUCCUGAAGACCUGGCUCCCCUUCCUCCUCCUCACCGGCGCCAUCGUCACCGUCACCCUGGCCCUGAACCUGCGGUGACCAAGAGGGAGCGAGAGAGCGAGGGAGGAAGAGGGAGAAAGAGAGAGAGAGAGGGAGGCAGAGCGGGAUGGAGUGGGCACCGUGCACUCUGCGUGAUCCGCGGGAGGGAGGCUCGGAUCUCCAGGGUGACGCUGGGACCACGGCGGCUCGCAGCUACGACACACAGCAACCGGGAUCCCGAUGCAGACGAACCCGACCUUUUACAGAACCGCAGAGUCUGUUUUUCCUGAUUCGGCAGGAGGUCGACGUUAAGACUCUGUUCAGUGGUUUCACCGCUUCAUGUUAAAAGUUCUGCUGUUUACAUGUUUUUACUUCUUUUGUAUUUUCACACUACCACUUUACCGAUAAGAUUGACACCCCCCCCCCCCCCUUUGUCUGAAAAAAGCAUCAUCUGUCAGAGCAGGAAACCCCCUAACCUCCCCAAAAGAGACAGAUUCAGGUAAGAAAUGUUAGGUGGGGCAACAGCCUGUACCCAUCUAAGGACACUGACCAGAGAAUGACCAGUCAUGUGCCCCUCACUUUAUUUCAUUGCAUCCCUUCUCUCUGGGAAAAAAAAAGAUUACUUGCUUUUGCCUGUUGACCCAAUAGACAAGUGUCUUUAGCUUGUGACACAACUGUAUUUCCCCCAUCGGGGUGAUGCUGGGAGACUGUCUGUACGGCUACGGGCCUGAUGUUCUUCCAGCAUCAUCAUCCUGACGUUUCCGGGGAAACGCGUGUUGGAAGUGAGGCUGGGUUUCCGCGUUGCUGUUCUCUGAGGUUUGUCAUUGCUCUCCGCGACAUUAGCGGGCUGCAGUGUACUCUUCCUCCAUUCGUCUUUGGUGUUGCAGAAUGACACUUAUUUUUAAAACAGGGUAUUUUUGUACAUUGUCAUGUGUGUGCAGGCUAACAACACCACACCGCAGAAAAGACACAAAGCUCAAGAUAUUGCAUGUUGUUGAUGAUAUAUGAUGGCGAUCAAGCACUUCCGUAUCAAAUGCUGAAGGAAUCUGUUUCCGAUAUGUUUUUGCUUUUCAAGGAAACCUUCUGUUUAAGAAUAUGUAUUUUUACAAGGGUAACUUGACAUAACUUCUUUCACAAUGCCAGCUGAAACAUUGCUUUUAUCACUAUAACCUAGCCUGUUUUGAAAGCUCUGGAUGACACAUGCAGACUGUAAUGUUGUGACACAAAUGU